Camelus dromedarius (Arabian camel) is the source of this 3397-nucleotide messenger RNA. RefSeq names its product carbonic anhydrase 13 (gene CA13). NCBI's taxonomy places the organism in Eukaryota, Metazoa, Chordata, Mammalia, Artiodactyla, Camelidae. The record is from RefSeq and is a predicted model, not a curated record. Gene Ontology annotation, molecular function: carbonate dehydratase activity; zinc ion binding. Bases 96 to 884 code for a protein of 262 amino acids. The transcript has 7 exons.
CUGGGCCACUGCCCGCCCUCUCACUCGCCCGCCCCGCUCCGUCGCUGCUCUCGGUUCCCGGCCGCUUCUUCCUCUGCCUCCCACCCCGAGGGACCAUGUCGAGGUUCAGCUGGGGGUACGGCGAGCACAACGGUCCUAUUCAUUGGAAUCAAUUUUUCCCUAUUGCUGAUGGGGAUCAGCAGUCUCCGAUUGAGAUUAAAACCAAAGAAGUGAAAUAUGACUCUUCCCUCCGACCUCUUAGUAUCAAGUAUGAUGCAAGCUCAGCCAAAAUCAUCAGUAAUAGUGGCCAUUCCUUCUGCGUUGACUUUGAUGACACAGAGGACAAAUCAGUUCUGCGUGGGGGUCCGCUCACUGGAAGCUACAGGUUACGCCAGUUUCACCUUCACUGGGGAUCCGCUGAUGAUCACGGCUCUGAACAUGUGGUGGAUGGAGUGAGAUAUGCCGCUGAGCUCCACAUCGUUCACUGGAAUUCAGACAAAUACCCCAGCUUUGUUGAGGCAGCUCACGAGCCGGAUGGAUUAGCUGUCUUGGGAGUAUUUUUACAGGUUGGUGAACAUAAUUCUCAGCUUCAAAAGAUUACUGACAUUUUGGAGUUGAUUAAAGAAAAGGGUAAACAAACUCGAUUCACGAAUUUUGACCCGUUAUCUCUGCUUCCUCCAUCCUGGGAUUACUGGACGUAUCCUGGUUCCCUUACAGUCCCGCCUCUUCUAGAGAGCGUCACGUGGAUCGUUUUAAAACAGCCUAUAAGUAUCAGCUCUCAACAGCUGGCCACAUUCCGAACCCUCAUGUGCACAGGGGAGGGCGAAGCGGCAGCUUUUCUGUUGAGCAAUCACCGUCCACCGCAGCCUCUGAAGGGCCGAACAGUGAGAGCCUCUUUCCACUGAAAGUUGUCCCCGGCAGCCCACCCCAAACAUGUCUGCGGAGAGAAAACAAAACAAACACAAACAUCCCUACCAGCAGGUCUUUCCUAGGAUGCUCAUUUCCGGGGGCCGUUGCGCUAUCAGCUUCAGCACACGAAGAUCCGAUCUUUUAUAUCAAACUAACUGAAGUCAUCUGUGUCGGAUUUGCACUCUGGCAUCCGAGCGGUAAACGUCGUUUGAUGCGUCUUAAAACCCAUGAAAUAUAUCUGCUUCAAGCUGCGUGACAACGGGGCGCCCGCUGCAAACCCCAGGGUGUAUUAAACGUGUUCCCUCGCCCUGGAAACUGAUCGGUCACGACUCUCAGCCAUGUUUGGUGAAAAACUUAAACUCAUUCCCAGGGCGAUACGAUUGUGAUAUGUUUUUCCAAACAAGUGACUCAGCUUAAUAUCUUGACGUCAUUCCAAACCAUAGAAAGUAGGUAUUUUCUUUUAAGAUGAAUUUUCAUGUGGGUUGUGUUGCUGAUUCUCGUGGCAUGACACCUUUAAUGAAAGGAACAAAAUGAGAGCUUAUAGGGGGGUGGAAUGUAGUGAAUUAAAGCAUCCACCCCACAGCUCAAGAUAACUCAAUACAAUCCUGGUGAGGGAUUCCCCAGGAUAUAAAUGGCUAUUUAAACUUUAAUGACUUAUGCUGUCUAGCAUUUACUCAAUAAUGUUAAUGAUAAACUGGCAGAUAAUUGAUCAGACACAACGGCUGCCGAUUUGUGGCAUUAACAUGGUCUGAAACUAGCAGAUUGCAGGGUACCAGUGCAGGCAGAGCUCCCCAAGGGCAUGAGGGACAGGUUGCCUAAUUUUGCCCUGUGUUUUGGCAGCAGAGCAGGGAGCAGUCCUGUGAAGGUCAUUGUUCUGUCAGUCGGUGGGGGAAAAUGACUUGAAUCGCAUACAUUAUAAUCAGUCCACAAAUCCUUCAGCCCGUUUCCAUGGCAACACCAUCUCCCCUUUUACACAAGCCCCUCCAUCUCUCAAGUAAUCCUGUAAGUUGGCUCUUCACUUUGACCUAUCAUCUCUUGUAUAUUUCUGUUUGCUUUUGGUGAAGGAGGGAGGGGGAACCCCUUUUGCUCUUUCUGGUACAGAAAAGAGUGAGACUAAGCAUUAACUUAAUAACCACAUUUAAGACUUGAAACACAUGCUACAAUUCUAUCACCUUCUGAGAGUUUAGCUGAGUCUCCUUAGCUUCGAUGAUUUGUUUCAGAUACCUCUCUUCCUUGGGUUGUAGAUUUUAAUAAUUGAAAGUAUUCUUUGGUAGUUUUCUUGACAAAAUAACCAAUUAUCUGUCCAUUGUGGAAUAAUGAUGUACGUGGCUGCAUAAGAUGAGGUUUGCUUCUGUUUCCCCUUCACAGUGUCUAGUUGGAGGUCUUGCAGGAGACUGACAUGUAGUGAAUAUUUAAUUGUUUGAAUAUUUAAAAAAAACUUUAUUUUGGAUCUUUGGUAAUUAUCUUGCUGCUUGCAAUCAAAUGUGCUGUAUAAGUUCAUGUAACAAGUAAAAUGCAAGUUAUCUCUUGAAAAAAAAUUUUUUUUUAAGGGAUACUUGUUAAAUUUACCUGGGUAAGCAACCAGAAGUUCUAACGGUUUUAAAAAUACCAGUGUUGAAUGGGAAGGUAUUUCUUUAGUUCAGAAAGACAUGUUGUGAAAUAUCCUUGUCAGAGAAAGAAGUCUGUUUCCUCAGAGAGAGUGAGUUGCUAUGUCUGGAGGGGUGUACAGGAUGGGGAUUCUAAUGACCCUGUAGGAAGGUUACCACUUUGUAAUUUACGGUUUCUGCUGCAGUAUUCCUCUGGUCCUCCGCUGCACAUAGGACUUUAGCCAUCUAGAGAAGUCCACACAGCACUGAUUUCCUUGAAGACUGUCUACUAAGUUACCUCUUAGAGGCAAAAGGUCUAAGUGUUACCUAAAGGUGUUAUCUUUUGAAAAGGUUGAAGUGUUGUAAUUGCCAGUGUAGAUAUCUUUCCUUUCCCACGUGUAUUGGAUGUAUAUCUGUUAAGCAUUCUGUAUUUAUAACUUAAACUGGAUUCAACCCCAAUAAAGACAGUGAGACAAACUUUGAACUUGUGUAUGUGAGCCACAGAAUGAGAUUACACUGUUUACACUCUUUAUUUAGAAAAUAAAUUCCAGGCUCUUGACUAACUACCACAAGUUGUUUUUAUUUCAAAUUUACUGAAGAAUAUUAAAUCCUUUAUGUUGAGGUUUCUUAUACCCCUUGAAAUGUAAACCCCCCUCAGAGGAUAAUUUUUUUAAGUCAUUUACUGUUUAGUAGAACUUUUUUACAUGACGAGUUUCCAUGGGAAUCAAGUCUGACGGAAGAAUGUCAACACGCUACAAAAGAGUCAGUGGUCUGCAUGUUGGGAUCUCCCAGAUGGACUCGAACUCCUUCACAGUUUUGCCUACACGCCUCCUUCCUGCCUAUAUCAUAACACCUUGCACCACGAUUGAUGUAUGCCAAAUACUUACUGUCGGGGAAUAAAAUGCACUCUUUCUUGAGUUGAA